AUUCCUAUGUUUCAAGUUGUUGCCCUAAGACAUAAUAGAAGAGCAGAGAACUUUAUUCGAACGCCUGCCUACAGUGGAGAACCGAUUGAGCGGCAUAUGAGGCUCAACCAAGAACAAUUUGAUCACCUUGUUGAUUAUUUUCAUGGAUGGAGGCAGGCUAAUCACCAGGGGAAUGGCCAAGUCAACGCAAGUACAUCUUCAAGAAGAAUGAAAACUUUUUUGCACUACCUCGCUUCAGGAGGCUUUCACAGACAGGUCGGUUAUGCUGUUGGUUAUGCUAAGCCAACUGCAAUAUUACAUGUGACUGAGGUUUCUGACUUUUUCUUUGACAUAGCUGCGCGUCAUAUUUCAUUCCCUGAGCAGGAUGAGUUUGAUCAACUGGCCCAGCCUCUGGUUGAUAUCGACGGAGUUGAGCGGCAAGUGAUUCUUUUCAUAGACGGCGUUAUUGUGAAAAUCCAAAAGCCUGAUAGGGCUGGUGAUGCGUAUUACUGUGGGAGGCCGGGGAAAUGUUGCGACUCCAUCAACGUGCAGUACGUUGUAGAUCGAUUUGGCAGGGUAAGACACGUUAUAAGCGGAGUACCUGGAUCGACGCACGACAAAACAGCGGCCGAGUGGUCUCGAGAAUUGUUCGACUUCCUUGAUCAACUUCCAGAGGAGUAUGUUAUGCUUGGUGAUCCUGCCUACAGGAACCUGCACCGAUCUGUGCUGAUUACUUUUACUGGAAAUAAUCUUCGACAGGAACAACUAGAUUUUAACAACAGAUGCACUCGACUCCGUCAAAUAGUUGAGAGGUCUAUCGGAUGUACUGAACUGAUAUGGAGGAUCAAUCAGCUAAAAGAGAAUAGGUACGCUGCGAAAUAUGGCCCUGUUUUUCCAUCAAAAUGCACUGUAGCAACAUGCGUGUUACACAACCUUUACACCAAUUUCUUGGCUUGAACCAUAUGUGAAAGACAAAGACAAAAGUAAAAUAACUGAAAAUGAUUGCUUAUUCUUAGUAUCCCCAAUUUAGUAACUGAAAGAGAAGCCUACUUGGCUGUCCAAUCUGUGGCAUGUCACUACUUGUAAACAAAUCCUGAACCAAAAAUAUGAUGGAAUAGUCAUGGCUAGAACUGAAGAAACAAAAUAGUCUGUUAUCACACAACAAUUGUACCUCUCUGUUUUGUGGGUGUAGUAUAGAUCAAGCCACCACUAUAAAGAGCCAUCUAUAAAAUUAACUAAAACUAAUUCCUUGCUGUUAGCGUGACAAAUCGCAGUUUCUGUAACUGUUUUCAUCAAUAAAAUGUUGUUCACUCAGCAAUCAUGGUAAUUAAUUGCAUAAAAAGAGUCUUGUCUGUAUGACGGGACUCGGUGCUUGAAAAAUCCGGUAUUGAGCGGGUUAGUAGGGACUGUAAUUUAGUCGGUAUCAGGUAAUUGUUCAAUAAUGGUUAUUCCUCUCUCCUCCAACACAGCAGCACGGAAUAAACGAAUCUCGUACACAAGUUCACGGAGCGUAUCCCUGAUUUCUUUCAUCAAGUCACAAGUUUGCUCUUGAUGUUGCACAGAAGAGUUCAUGAAAUCACUU
Lineus longissimus is the source of this 1561-nucleotide messenger RNA. RefSeq lists its product as uncharacterized. The coding region runs from base 7 to 936 and encodes 309 amino acids. Lineage: Eukaryota; Metazoa; Nemertea; Pilidiophora; Heteronemertea; Lineidae. The transcript has a single exon. The record is from RefSeq and is a predicted model, not a curated record.